Molecule: messenger RNA, 1042 nt
Organism: Lagenorhynchus albirostris (white-beaked dolphin)
Lineage: Eukaryota; Metazoa; Chordata; Mammalia; Artiodactyla; Delphinidae
Gene: SNRNP35
Product: small nuclear ribonucleoprotein U11/U12 subunit 35
Exons: 2
Coding region: 161-901 (246 amino acids)
Biological process (GO): mRNA splicing, via spliceosome
Cellular component (GO): U12-type spliceosomal complex; precatalytic spliceosome
Molecular function (GO): mRNA binding; snRNA binding
Source: RefSeq, a predicted model, not a curated record
GGUCCUGUCAGUCAAGGAGGAAGAAUCUUCCGUCGCUUCGAGCUCGGCACCUGGCCCUGUGGGAAAGGAAGCCCGAUCCUUGCUGAGGUGAGCGGGAGCGGUUUGGUGGGAGUAGGGCCCACCCUGGCGAGAAGGACGAGGGAAUUCGGCCUGGACGAACAUGAACGAUUGGAUGCCCAUCGCCAGGGAGUAUGACCCGCUUAAAGCUGGCAGCAUUGAUGGCACCGACGAGGACCCACAUGAUCGAGCUGUCUGGAGGGCGAUGCUGGCACGAUAUGCCCCCAACAAAGGCGCCACAGGAGACCCCCUCCUCACCCUGUUUGUGGCGAGACUAAACCUGCAGACCAAAGAGGAGAAGUUAAAGGAAGUAUUUUCCCGCUAUGGGGACAUCCGGCGGCUUCGGCUGGUGAGGGACUUGGUCACGGGCUUUUCGAAGGGCUACGCCUUCAUCGAAUACAAAGAGGAGCGUUCUCUGCUCAAAGCUUACCGGGACGCCGAUGGCCUGGUUAUUGACCAACACGAGAUAUUUGUGGACUAUGAACUGGAAAGGACUCUCAAAGGGUGGAUUCCUCGGCGACUUGGAGGAGGCCUGGGGGGGAAAAAGGAAUCUGGGCAGCUGAGAUUUGGGGGGCGGGAUCGGCCUUUCCGAAAACCCAUUAAUCUGCCAGUUGUUAAAAGCGACCAGUUUCGAGAGGGAAAGAGGGAGAGAAGGGAGCGAUCUCGAUCCCGAGAAAGACACUGGGACUCCAGGACGAGGGAUCGGGACCAUGACAGGGGCCGGGAGAAGAGGUGGCAGGAAAAAGAAUCAACUAGGGUGUGGCCAGAAGGUGACUGGGACAGAGAGAGGGACUUCAGAGAUGACAGGGUCAAGGGGAGGGAGAAGAGGGACAGAAGUAAGUAGACUCCAUCCCCUGCCAAACCCAAACGAAGGUACCCGACCAGUAAAAGCGCAGGGAGACCUGCACUGCUUGUAUACAGAAUCCAAGUCCAGUGGUUGAAUAGAACUUACUGAUGAAAACAAAAACAAAACAGAAGAAACUUA